AUGAGGAGUAAUAAAGAAAAAAAUUAUUUUGGAGUCUUAAGUUGGAGAAUAAGAUUACGACUACUUCAAAAACAUAACAGUAUGAUGUAUGUGCUUAAAAAAGUAGCUGCUGUGGAUAGACUACGUCCAAUGUAUGUAGAAAUUUCUCUUCGAGCACAAAAACAAAAUGAUCACAGAAAGACAAGUAAUAAAACACAAAACAAAAUUGGAGCAGUUAGUUCAAUGAAAUGCUUCAGUUUCCAGCAGUCUUCCUUUCAUCCUCAAUUUGAAAGUUUCAUACAUACACGCCACGCCGUUAAAGAAGCCGCAAUCAGAUGGUUGAAAAUGUUAUAA
This is a messenger RNA of Clunio marinus, 333 nucleotides long. The record is from the annotation of a GenBank genome assembly. Lineage: Eukaryota; Metazoa; Arthropoda; Insecta; Diptera; Chironomidae.